Molecule: messenger RNA, 2270 nt
Organism: Liolophura sinensis
Lineage: Eukaryota; Metazoa; Mollusca; Polyplacophora; Chitonida; Chitonidae
Product: nucleolar protein 9-like
Exons: 11
Coding region: 16-1815 (599 amino acids)
Biological process (GO): endonucleolytic cleavage to generate mature 5'-end of SSU-rRNA from (SSU-rRNA, 5.8S rRNA, LSU-rRNA); endonucleolytic cleavage in 5'-ETS of tricistronic rRNA transcript (SSU-rRNA, 5.8S rRNA, LSU-rRNA); endonucleolytic cleavage in ITS1 to separate SSU-rRNA from 5.8S rRNA and LSU-rRNA from tricistronic rRNA transcript (SSU-rRNA, 5.8S rRNA, LSU-rRNA)
Cellular component (GO): preribosome, small subunit precursor; nucleolus; 90S preribosome
Molecular function (GO): RNA binding
Source: RefSeq, a predicted model, not a curated record
UUUGCCCGAGAUAAGAUGAUCAUCAUGGGCAAAUUCAAACAGAAUUCCUCCACUGACACAGAGCCUAAAGUGAAAAUUGGAGUUCUGAAGGAAGAAACUUUAAAUUAUUAUCGACGUGUUUCGCAGUCACUUGAUGGCGGCUUUGAUAACGAGGAAGAUAAAAAUUUAUUUGUCAACAAUGUUGUAUCACAGUUAAAUGAGGAGGCCAUCAGUGUCGCUCAGAACCAGACAGCCAGCAGAAUUAUAGAAGAUCUUAUCACUCUGUGUGACAAGGACCAAGUCCGAUGCCUGAUUACAGCCUUUAGCCAAGACUGGUACACUGUCUGUACAGACAGAUUUGCCAGCCAUGUGUUGCAGAAACUACUGAUGACAUUACCAGGGUACCUCUCAAAAUCAGGGGAGAGCACUCUGAGAGACAAAGACAACAACAAAGAUGAGAAGACUCUCGAACAAUUGCUUCUGUUGUUGUGUGAUUUUGUUGAAGAACACAUAGAACAGUUUGUGAGCCACAUGUAUGCUAGUCACAUUGUCAGGGUUUUGUUAGAAGUGGUGGGCGGAGUCAGUGUGGAGGAGAAAUUAGUGCGCAGUAAACUAUCCAGAGGUCAAAAUAAAGAGCAAAAGGAGAUGUUUAAACCCUGUGACAUGCCUGAACCAGUCAAAGAGAAGUUAUCCACCCUGACAGAUAAUAUCAUGAGCCUUAAUAAUUUGGAAGGCUGCCUUACAGAGACCUUGUCCACAACUGUGAUCCAGACAUUAUUGCUGGUGUUACACAGAAGAAAUCCACAGCUGUGUCAGGAGCACUGUCAGAAAAUCCUGCAGGUGUCCAGCCUGCUGUCUGAUACAUCUGCUGAAGAUACAGAGGAUUCUGGGCUGCCUCCUUUGGUUCAGAAUGUCUCCGGCUCAUACUUGAUGGAGCAGUUACUUGCUCUUAGUUCUGAAACAGUUCACCAGGAGAUGAUGACAAAGCUGUUUCAGGGCAAAGCUCUUCUCUUUGCCGUUGACCCACAGGCCAACUUUGUUCUUCAGAAAGUCUUUACCACUAUUAAGGAUUCCAAUCAGUUUAAGGUUUUAUUCAAGGAAUUGUCUCAUCAUAUUGAAGACAUCUUAGCUAUUCAUCAUUUGGGGGUGAUUAGCAAAGUGGCAGAAACUUGCCAACGAUUGGCGUGUUGUCAGGACAAAUUUGUGAAGCACCUUCAGAAAGCUUUUCAUUGUUAUAAACCAGAGGAAAGGCGAAAAUCAAUUGUACCUCUUCUCUCCUCACUCUCCACAUAUGAAGUGCUUUAUAAUACAGACAGCCCAAAAGGUGGGAAAAUGUCAGAAUCCAGUAUUGAAAAGCCAGCACCGUUGAAGCCACCCCUGAGCCAGGUGAACUUGCACGGCUCAGUGAUCCUCCAACAUAUGUUACGGUUCGAGGACCCCAGUCCCGCAGUGGACAGCCUGCUAAGUUUAGACCCUGUACAGUUAGUACAGCUGGCCUGUAACCCCUGCGGCAGCCACAUUGUGGACACUUUCUACAAGAGCUCCAGUGUCUCUGGCAAUUGCAAAGAGCAGAUGAUACAGAGACUGAAGGGCUGUUACCUGGAGUUGGCGUGCAGUAAGAAUGGCAGUCGGGCAUUACAGACGAUAUGGGACUGCUCAUCUCUGAAACAGAAGACUGGCCUGGCAGAAGAACUCUCGAAACACGAGUCCAAGUUGCAAGGCGACCAGUUUGGCAGAUUCAUGCAUCGGAACUUUGCCAUUUAUCAUUUCAUUCAUAGACGGAAGGAUUGGCGAGAACUUCAAGGAGCAAAGAUAAAAAAAACGCAAAAUGUUUGAAGACCUGUUGCAAGAAUCUCGCCCUGGCCCCAAAAAACACCAGAAAGAAAAAGGAAGUGGAAGUACAUCACUGAGGGUCACUGACCAGUAUGAAGAAGAUUCUGCGUUUGAUAUCGGUGAUAAGUUCACAGUGAAGACCAAGAAACUGGAUGACAAGAAUUCGGGAGGAAAGUGGAACAAGGCCAGUGGGAAUAGGAACAGGCCUAACGGAAAAUGGCAGCAGCAACAACAACAAAAAUCACAUAAACAGUUUGCUAAAAAGAAGAGGAAGUUUAGGAAGUGACCCUUGUUAGUAGAAAUGUUUUCUUGAGCACAUUACACUGUGACUAAUAGAGAAAUGUAAACAAGUUGUUGGAAGCGUUCGGAAAAAUGGAUCUUUCCAUGUCCUGUUUCUUUACUAUGUGGUGUAUACCCGAUGCAUUGCUGUACAGGUCAAAUGACAAUAAAUGUAUUUC